Messenger RNA from Symbiodinium pilosum, 1683 nucleotides. The record is from the annotation of a GenBank genome assembly. NCBI's taxonomy places the organism in Eukaryota, Dinophyceae, Suessiales, Symbiodiniaceae.
AUGGCUUCAGAAGAAGCCACUCCUCCAGCAACGUGUUCCAGUUCCAGGAUGCGAUUUUUCUCCGGAACCAUGCAUGUGACUCAGGUGUGGCAUUGGCCCCAAGAAGGAGAUGAUAAAUCUCAUCAGGGCAGCCGCGAGGGAGCUGCGCUUGAGGGGGACAGGACAAAGUCGAACAUGAAUGCCGUCCCGCUGAAGCCAUUGAUGGACAUCUUGGUCAGAAAGGACAAGGAGUUGCCCAAGAAAGUCUUCGGCCAUGGCAUGAUGGCUCAGUUUCAGGCGAUGAAGGAAAUCCUUCUAGCAGGAGACACAAAUCGGCUCGUGGCCGAGCUAACAUUUGUGCGGAUCAAUGAUCUGGCAGCUCCACCAGAAAAAAUACAUCCUCUGAUUUUCAUCGAGCCUUUCGUCGCAGUGUUGAUCAUUGCGAACGGUAUCAUGAUCGGAUUCCAGACGGACCCCAGCUACGAGGACUGGAGCGGCUGGAUAUACCUUGAGGUGAUCUUUGCCGUGGUUCUGAUCAUUGAGUGCUGCUUUCGCGUUCACCUAUCCGGGAUCAAGAACUACUUCUGUGGUACCGACUGGGCCUGGAAUUACUUCGAUCUCUUUCUUUUACUUACUGGCAUGACGGACAUCGUCGUGGAAGUUGCGGUGCAGACGCAAUCUGACUUCUUUGGAGCUUCGCUUCUCAGAUUCUGCCGGCUGAUCCGGCUGGUACGAGUAGUCAAAGUCUUCAGACUGAAGUACAUGAAGGAACUGCGCUUAAUGGUCAAGGGCCUCGUAGGCGGUUUCCGUACUCUUUUCCUCUCGUUUGCCUUGCUAUUUGCCGUUCUGUAUGUCAUUGCGGGCUUCGCUACGAUGACCAUUGGUCGGGAUAAGCUGGUUGCAGAGAUGGGGCUAACCGGCCACUUCCAGAACAUCCCUUCGUCCAUGUUUACGGCCUUCAGAUGCUUCUCGGGGGAGUGCUUCGCAGCGUCAGGUCUGCCAAUUGCGGCUGUACUAGAAGAGUCGCAUGGCUUGCCGUUUGUCCUCGGCUAUGUGGUUUGCUACAUGCUCGUCUCCCUGGGUAUCUACAAUGUUAUCCUGGCGGUUUACGUCGACAUCACGAUGAGAGCUGCCAAGGAGUCCGAGGCCGUCACCGCCGAGCAGCACUCACGCGAGUCGAUCAGAAUUGCGCGCACGACACGUGAGCUGUUGAAGAAGUUUGCGGCAGCAUACCGGCAGUUCCAAGAUCUGGACGAGCCGACUACGAAGAAGUCCCUUGACUUCAGCCCGAUGGAGUCCAACUUCACGGAUGAGGACAUUCACGGCCACAUCGCGAUCACAAAGGAGUUGUUCCUUUUGGUCAUCCAGGAUCAGUCAGUGCAAUUCCUCAUGGAUGAGCUGGAGCUCCCACAUGAUCGUGCCAACUUGUUCGAGAUCAUUGAUGCCGACGGCAGCGGAACGCUUCACGUGACAGAGCUCGUGCAGGGGCUUUUGAAGAUCCGUGGAGAAGUCAAAAAGAGCGAUGCUGUCGCAACACUGCUCGCAACAAAAGCCAUCCAGAACCAGCUGGUGGAAAUCAAGGCAGAAGAGAGGGAGUUUCAGAGCACGGUCUUGAAGCUUCUCCAGCCCUGGAGGUAUUUUCGGGUGGAGGAGUAUGGUAAGCUUCUGGUCUCAGGUGCUGUUCACGUUGAUGUGUGUUUCUAG